UCAAAAAAGGAAAGUGCUCAAAGUAAACAAGGCAUAUUUUUUAUAAGAGCGCUCGAUAAAAUCAAGCAAGAAGAUGAAAAUUAUGAAGAUGGUGUCAAAUGUGAUCUGGGUUAUGUUCUACAAUAUUUGAAAACCUAUUGCAACAUAACAACCCUACAUGGAUUCAAUUACAUUUUGAAACCAGGAUCGGCUCUUUUUGAGAGGAUUUUUUGGAUUGUUGCCCUGAUAACAGUUUGGCUCGGCGUUAUUUUCGCCAUUCACAAUCAAGUGUUGAACUACAUCAAUAGCUCAGUGGUGAUAUCUGUGAGUGGCGAAAAGGUGAGCAUUCUAGAUGCCCCGUUCCCAGCCAUAACAAUUUGCAGUAAGAAUCAGAUGCGGCCUUCUCUUCUCAAAUCGGUCGAAUCCAACGGCAAUAAGUCACCUUCUGAUCUUAAAAGAUUAUAUGUAUAUUCAACCCUGGCCAGCUUUUGUGAAGCAAGUUCAAUCGGUGAUUACAACUAUGAUAUUCAUUUUAAUCAUAGUGUCAUAAGAGAUGAUUGGGAGUUCUACUAUAUUUGGAAACAGAUAGCUACCGACGAAUGCAGAAGUAUUGUCAAACAAGUAAAAUGGAAAAAUACUAGAGCUGCCAAAGAUCCCUGCCAAAAUACAGAGGCUUCAAUGACAGUGGAUGGCAUCUGUUACUCAUUCAAUCUCAUGUCUCCAAGUAAAAGAUACAAUCAGAAAUUCGGAGCUCAGCAUAUUUUCAGUCAUUCAACGAACAAUAUUAAUGGAGAUUCUGAAAUAGAAGAUUCAGAUAGUGGACAAACUCAAAUUGCAGGUGGCAACCUAUUAACAUCGGCAAAACUCUUUCUAGAUUUUAAUGCAGAUGACAUUUCUGAAGAAUGCAAGUCUAAAGGAUAUGGAUUUCUGGUGCGCGUACACAAUCCGUUCGAAGACCCUCAAGGCCACCAACCUGCAUUCAUUGAUGUUGAUAAGACAACGACCGUCAAAAUUCUACCGAAAAUAAUCACAUCGUCUCAAAAUCUCAUCAAUUGGAACCCGCUUGACCGUGGCUGUUACUUCCAUCACGAGAGAAAACUGAAAUUCUACAAAGUGUACACACAGUUGAAUUGCGAAAUUGAAUGUCAGGCUAACACAACACUGGAGCAAUGUGGGUGUAACAUGUUCUAUCAAAUAUACAGUUUCACCGAAUCCAAAAUAUGCGAGGCUGAUAAGUUUCAAUGCGUGCUGAAUAUCACAAAUAACGAAACAGGCAAAGAGCAAAACCCUUGUGGAUGCCUGCCUGGAUGCAAUGAGUAUGAAUACGAGAUAAGAACAUACCCGACCACCCAGACUUGGGCUGAGGCUGAGUCACUCAACUCAUCAAUCGCAUUCUCCACUCAAGGUUUCCAUCUUGAUAGAAGUAAACAAAAAUCAUACUCUUCAAUCAAGCUUGAGUAUAACAAUGAAGGUAUUUCAAAAAAGUCAAGAAUUGGCAUUUACUCUUUCACUGCAUUCAUUGCUCAGAUAGGAGGCUUGCUUGGUUUGUUCGUUGGAUUCAGUCUGCUCCCAGAAAUGUCAAAUCAAAAAGAGCAGCUUCAAAAUGAGAAGAAUAAUUUACAACCAGGAAUUGAAAAGAAGUGUGGUAGGAAGCCUGUUUUGGAAUAUCUUGAGAAUUUCUGUAACACUGCAACGCUACAUGGAUUGAGAUACAUUGUUGAGCCGAAACGCCACUGGUUUGAAAAAUGCUUCUGGAUAAUUUCACUGAUAAUAGUGACAAUUGGAGCUGUGAUCAUUGUGCAGGCUGAGGUUGAGAACUUCUCCAACAGCCCAAUAGUGAUGUCUGUUAGUGGUGAGAUUGUACCAGUAUGGAACAUUCCUUUCCCUGCAAUAACUUUCUGCAGUAGAAACCAAAUAAGACCUUCGUUUCUGACCAAAGUUGAAAGAAUAAAGCAGGAUUUGAGGAUUAACGUAUCCGAUAUGGAGCAAGCGUUUUGUAGAGCUGACUCAGAAGACGCUCUAUUCAAUAAAAAAUACUACUUCAAAGGAAAAUUGGACAGAAAAUCGUCUAUGAAAUGGUCUGAGAUGUUUGACGAAGAAUGUAGUGGCAUUGUAAAACAAAUGACCUGGAAAAACCUGCCGCUGGGUGAGUUGUCUUGCAAGUACAUACAAUGGACAAGUACAGUGCAAGGAGUGUGCCACACAUUCAACAUGCUCCCAAAGCAUCAACUUUAUAACAAAAAGUACUUCGAGAGUCUAUCAGAUUCGCCGAACCAUGACACAGACGCUAUGCCACCCAAUUGGAUGCCAGAAAGUGGAUUCAGCACAUUGGAUGAAGAGUCGAUUCCUUGGAGAGUGGCCGGCGGAAGUCUCUUCAGUUCGGCUACUCUCUUCCUUGAUUUGAACAUAGAUGACAUGUCACCAACUUGCAAGGGGAAAGGAUAUGGAUUCAUGAUAACCCUUCACAGCCCAGCGGAGCUCCCGCACGGCCAUCAGCCGGUGUUCGUGGAGGUGGACAUGUUGUCGAUGAUAAUCGUGAGUCCGCGCAUCGUGACCACCUCGAGUGACCUUGCAGUGUGGUCGCCCGCCGCCAGGGGGUGCUACUUCGCCAGCGAGCGCUCGCUGCACUUCUACAGCAUCUACACGCAGCACAACUGCAAGCUCGAGUGCGAGGCCAAUGCCACGCUGCAAACCUGCAACUGCAACAUGUUCUAUCAGCCGCACGAGCUGAAUGUGCCGCUUUGUGAUGAAACAAAGAUGGAUUGUGUACUGGGAUUGUUAUCAAACUUGGGAGGACUACUUGGAUUAUUCAUUGGUUUCAGUAUUGUAAGCUUAAUGGAAAUUGUCUAUUUUGGACCACUGAAUGUUUUUGGAUACCUGUUGAAGGCACUUGGAAAGAAGAAUCACAAGAUAGCUCCAAAGUAA
This is a messenger RNA of Nilaparvata lugens (brown planthopper), 2904 nucleotides long. Its product is annotated as pickpocket protein 28-like. Bases 373 to 2904 code for a protein of 843 amino acids. The transcript has 18 exons. Lineage: Eukaryota; Metazoa; Arthropoda; Insecta; Hemiptera; Delphacidae. Gene Ontology annotation, molecular function: ligand-gated sodium channel activity. Gene Ontology annotation, biological process: sodium ion transmembrane transport. The record is from RefSeq and is a predicted model, not a curated record. Gene Ontology annotation, cellular component: membrane.